This is a messenger RNA of Danio aesculapii, 2822 nucleotides long. RefSeq names its product major facilitator superfamily domain containing 6a (gene mfsd6a). Lineage: Eukaryota; Metazoa; Chordata; Actinopteri; Cypriniformes; Danionidae. Gene Ontology annotation, cellular component: plasma membrane. The coding region runs from base 253 to 2637 and encodes 794 amino acids. The transcript has 8 exons. Gene Ontology annotation, biological process: antigen processing and presentation of exogenous peptide antigen via MHC class I. The record is from RefSeq and is a predicted model, not a curated record.
CCCCAAGUCGGUUUGUGUGCAGGUGAACUCUGGAUUCUCGCCACCAAACAACAGAAAUGCCUUGACAGGAUAUGAAAUAAAGGAGAAAUUACAUGUUUGAACUGGCAGAAACGCCAGAAACCAAAACACGGUUCGUUACGCGAAAUAUUAAUCGGAAAUGGAAGAAAACCAACUUCAUUAUCGAACUGUUUCAAAGUAACCGACUCACCUGGAACUGCCGAGGCUACAGAAACAUCAAGCGUCCCAGAAAAGAUGGCAGACGACAGAGUGGCCAUCUUAACAGAAGAUGAAGAGGAGCUGAAGAGGAAACACCUUGAGCGCUUUGACCGCCUGUCACUUGAGAUUCAAUCACCAUCUCAACCACCUGAAAAUGAUGUACCAAAUGAUACAGCGCCCACCCCAUCCCCUCAACACGACAUGGGCUGCUGUGAACGGUUGUUCCUACGGGUCAACCGCCACCUCCUUGUGUCAAAAGUGUUUUAUUUGUUCUUCUAUGCCGCCUAUGGUUCCCUUCAUCCCCUUCUUGCUCUGUACUACAAGCAGCUGGGGAUGAAUCCAACUCAAAGUGGUCUCCUAGUGGGAAUCCGUUAUUUCAUAGAGUUCUGUAGUGCCCCUUUUUGGGGCAUUGUCGCAGAUCGAUUCAGGAAAGGAAAGGCAGUCUUGCUGUUCUCAAUGUUAUGCUGGAUCCUCUUCAAUGCUGGGAUUGGCAUCGUGAAGCCACCAAUUAUGGCAUGUAAAGAGGAGAACAUCCCGACAACAACAACCAAGGUACCAACUGUCCAUCCUACCCCUUCUAAUGAAACAUACUUCCCCAAUACUAGUUCAACAAGUCAAAUGAGACGACGCAGGGAUCUGAUUGUACAGUACCCUUGGCAAACCAUCCUUUCCUCCGUUGAGUCUUCAGGCUACAUCUCUGAACAUCGGAUCAAACGGGAUUCAAACUCGAGUUUUACCCCAGCACCUGAAGAACUGGCUAACAUCACACAAACUAACCAAACCAGUUCAACCACACAACCCAAGCCAAGCACAUCCAUCUCAACAUCAACCCCCAGCAGCACAAACACAACAUCUAGCAGCACUACCAAGAGUACCACAACCAACCCAAACUUGCCACCCCCUGAGUAUAACAUGGACCAGGUUAACGCCAUUUUUCUGCUGAUUCUGCUCGUCAUCAUCAUUGGCGAGUUUUUCAGUGCUCCAGCUAUUACAAUUGUAGAUACGGUGACACUACACUACCUGGGUCCACACCGUGACCGCUAUGGCCUGCAACGUAUGUGGGGAUCUCUAGGCUGGGGUCUUGCUAUGCUCUGCAUUGGCAUCUGGAUUGACCACACCAGCACCAACCUUAUCAUUGGCAACAUGGAGUGCAUUAUGAAAAAUUACAAGAACUACCACAUUGCUUUCAUUGUGUUUGGCGUAUUAAUGGUAGUCGCUCUGAUCGUGGCAACUCAGUUUAAGUUUGAUGUUCAGCACCAUGGUACAAAUGAAGGACAAGAGGUUGGUAGCCAACAGGAAAAUGUCCGACCUAGAGGUUCCCCUGGAACAGGGAGCUCGGAGACCCCAACAAUUGUCCAAGCUGAGGAAUUUCACUUCUGGGACUUGAUGCGACUGCUGUGCGGCGUACAGUACAGCACAGUGUUAUUCGUGGCCUGGUUCAUGGGCUUUGGCUAUGGAUUUGUUUUUACUUUCCUUUACUGGCAUUUACAGGACCUGACAGGAACCACAACGCUGUUUGGUAUUUGCUCUGUCCUCAGUCAUGUGUCGGAGCUUGCUGCUUAUUUCACCAGCCAUAAAUUCAUUGAACUGGUGGGACACAUCAGAGUAUUGUAUAUUGGCCUGGCCUGUAACACAGCACGUUACCUCUACAUCUCGUAUCUGGAGAACGCCUGGACCGUCCUGCCCAUGGAAGUACUUCAAGGCAUAACGCAUGCGUCAGUCUGGGCAGCAUGUAUCUCAUAUCUGAGCGCAGCUGUACCUCCUCCACUUCGGACAUCGGCUCAGGGUAUCCUGCAGGGGCUCCAUCUGGGCCUGGGCAGAGGCUGCGGAGCGAUGGUCGGCGGGAUAUUUGUUAAUUACUUUGGCGUUGCUGAAACGUUCAGGGGAAUUGGAAUGGCCUCGCUUGUUAUUUUACUCAUCUUUUCAUUUAUUAUGUACAUCACUGGCCAGAAUGAGAAGAAAGAAGACAAGAUGCUAGCAGAAAACAUCCCUAUCCCGUCCAGCCCUGUUCCCAUCGCGACCAUCGACCUGGUUCAGAACACAGCGGACGUGGCGACACCCGCUCGACCCGAACCCAAACUACCAGCCCGCAAAACUCAACACCAGGAGGAGCAGGAGGAUCUGAAUAAACCUGCCUGGGUCCCGUCCGGCUCUCCAUGGGUUUCAGUUGCUCUCCUGGUUUACCAGAUCAGAGAGAUGGUGCUUUUGGCAAAAGCACAGCCCACUGUUGAGGUCCAGCCACUGCAGGAUACAGAUGAGGUCCGCUCGGACUCUCAAGAAGACCAAUCACCUCCCGUCUUUAGCGACACCAUGCAGAGUGAAAACACUCCCAGUGGCCUUCAGGACCACCCCGGCUCACCCACUGCACAACUGAACGUCCCAACACGGGAAACACAGCCUCCAUCACAACCUAUCAGCUGACACCAAAAACAAAACUGACCCGGUAACCACCGACUGCAUUUUAUCUAGACUUUUUACAAAUCUACAUUGGAAAAACACAGGAACGGGAAACUUUUUAAUGGCCUUUGUAGGAUUUUUAACUUAUUUCCAGGUGUUUUGCACACAAAAAAAUAUUAUAAUAAAGCCUGGUGGGUUUUAAAGUGUAA